CUAGUCACAACCCCCACCAUGCCCACGGCCCCGAACUCGUCCAGCUCCAGCUCACGCACUGCCAGUGCUGCUGCCGCCCUAAUAGAGCAGCGAUGGGUGUACAGGACACUUGCGAUGCAGCGGUUCAACCUGACCGCGGAGGACAUGGAGAGCAUCCCGAUCCGGGCGCGGGUGCCCAACCCACAUGACCCGGACAUGGAGGCGAUCACGUACAGCGAGCGCGCGGUGGAGGAGAAGUGCUGGGCGCUGGGGAAGGCGCUGGGCGUUGUCCAGGAGGUUGACGAGGACCUGCCGCGGCUGGCAAAGCGGAGGGGGCGCUAUAUUCUCCGCACGGCGGCUUGUAAUGCCUUCAAUCUGGAGGCGUGGCAGCUGGACCGCAUCAAGCCUUUCCGGGAGGAGCUCAACCCCCACAACGCGUCGGGCGGCAAGAUGCGCUUCUACAACGUCUGUGAUGUCAAGAUGUUGGCGGGUAUCUAUGGCGCUACAUACCCCCCCUCCGUGGAGACGUUCGACGAUGAGGAAUACGAAGCCUACUUCUACGGCUACGACCAUGCUGACAACUACGGCUAUUCUGAUAACGACAACGACGACGACGACAAUUCCGACGAUGCUGAGGAAUCCGAGGAUUAUUACGACUCUGACGACGAAUAG
Mycena indigotica is the source of this 651-nucleotide messenger RNA. RefSeq lists its product as uncharacterized. The record is from RefSeq and is a predicted model, not a curated record. NCBI's taxonomy places the organism in Eukaryota, Fungi, Basidiomycota, Agaricomycetes, Agaricales, Mycenaceae. The coding region runs from base 19 to 651 and encodes 210 amino acids. The transcript has 3 exons.